AUGCGCGUGAGCCUCUUCGGCGCCACCGGCAGCACCGGCGUGGAGCUGCUGCGGCGCCUCACGGCCACGGCCACGGUGCGGUGCCUGGUGCGGAGCCCUGAGAAGCUGCCCGAGGAUUUGCGGCAGCAUCCUGCUGUGGAGUUGAUUGCAGGCUCUUCUACAGAUGCUGCCGCUGUGCAAGAAGCCUGUGCGGAUGCAGAAGCUGUGAUUGUGAGCUUAGGAGGGCCACCUCGAGGCCCAGGAGUCGAUGUUUGCAGCACUUCCCAGCGCCUCAUCAAUGAGGCACUGAACAGCAGCGACGGACGCGCGGCGCGGGUGGUGUGCAUCAGCUCUAUCGGUGUGGGUGACCACUAUCAGCACUGCAGCCUUUUCGCCAAGUUUUUUGCCUCAUGGAUCAUUCCAGAGGCCCUCGCAGAUAAGCAUUUGCAGGAAGAGAUGGUCCGAAGCCUUAAGAAUUGGGUGGUGGUGAGGCCGGGAGGUUUGCUGGAUUCUCCAGGCUUGCGCGCAUGGCAUGCAGCUGAAGAUGCUUGUGGCUUCUAUCCUACCAUCCCCCGUGCGGACGUGGCGGCUUUUGUGGUGCAGGAAUGUUUGCCCCCAGAGGAGCGUUGGCUACGCAGGAAUGUUGCGCUGGUCAGCCGCAAGCCGCAAGGCACGCAGAAGCACCAUUCAGGAAGCUCGAUUGAAUUGAAAGACGGACAGAGCAUUACAGAGCCCAUCUCAUCUUGGUCUCAUCUGAUCUCCAAGCGUCGCCGGAGCCGCUUGCACGGCCGAUGUUUCCGAGAGGAGGAGAUCGUACCUAGAGCUUGCAGGCGGACCCUUGAGCGUUGGAAGCUCGCAGCCAUCGGGCAGGUGCAUGGCCGCCUUGUGGGCAGCGCCCGAAAGGGGCGAAUCUUCCACGCCUGGCGCCAAGGAGUCAGGCGGAGCUGCAGCAUCCGCCUGAUGGCGCGUCAGUGCGGACUUCGCCAGUGUGGGAUAGUCCUGGCUGCUUGGAGCCGGGCGGCGGCAUAUUGUUCUAAGUGUCGAAGGAUACUUUCGCUUCAACGAUGCCAAUUGAUGGUCAAGACUUGCGGCAAGGCGCUUGCUGCGUGGCGCCUCCGCUCCAGCGCUUUGCAGGCGCUGCGUCGCGCGGCCGCGCGGAGGAACCACGCACAGGAGGAGGGAGCGCUGGGCGCGUGGCGGCAGCUGUGCUCAGAGCGGCUGUGGCGAAGGACACGCCUGGAGAUGCGCGCGGAGCACGCGACGAUGUACCGGACCUUCUGCGAUUGGGCCUGGCAGGUGGCAGCGGAGCUUUCGCUCAGGCUUCGGCUUGCAGACAGAACGAGGCGGUGUCAGCUUCGAUCUUUGAUGGAGUGGAAAGGACAGAUGGUGCUGCUACAGUCGAGGCGUCUUCAAGCUGCUGAAGCAAUCAUGAGCAGAAAUGCUGAGAAGAAACGCUUGGCAUGGCAGUAUUGGAAGAGGCUCCAAUUCGAGAGAAGACACGUCCGGAGAAGGCGGUCGGACGAAUGGCCUCGGUUGUUGCGAUGGUCGUUUCGUUCGUGGCAUCACGGCCUCCUGGUCUCGACCUUCCUGCUGCGACGCGACGAACUGAGCAGCGCCGGCCGGUGUCGGUUGAGGCGAGCCUGGACGGCAUGGACUUCCUGCCGCUACCAGGUGGUUCACAGAACUCAGAGCGCAGAGAAACACUUGUGCGAAGAUGCUUUUGAUGCCUGGCGAUUUGGCGCCUCACCAGAGAUGUGCGAAGCAUCAAUGGAUUUGCUGGAGAUCUCUGCAAGCACUGAAGAGGUGAGCAAGGAUACCCAGGCCCCAGAUGAUGUGAAUCGCACCCUCUCGGAUUUCAGUGGCCUCUCAUUGGGAGCCUCCCCGAUCGCGAUCUUCGACUCCCCCGAGAUCACAAAGACCGAUGCAGAGAUCUCACUGCAAGCUCACAAGCUUAAAGAACUUCGAAAAGUUGUGAAGACAUUUGAGGAGGUGAGCUUCAGCAAGAGACCUGAAGGACUUGGUCACAGACUACAGUCACCUUCUGCUUUUCCAAGUUCGUCUCAGCACGAAACUCCACAAAUCAGCACUGCGUUCAUGCCACCGAAGGAAGGUUUGAAUGACGCUGGAAGUCUGGAUUUGAAUGACACUGGCGCCAUGCUCCAAGCUUCGGCAAGCGAAGUCUUCUAUGCGUGGCUUGGAGCUUGCCUUCAGAGAAGGCAUCGGACCUUGGCAGUUGAAGAAGCCCUGUCGGUCAAGCGCACCCUGCGGCACCUCCGGUCCUGGCAGCAGCUGCGGCAAGUGUUCAUGGAUCACCGACGCUGCAACAGAAGCUGGAUUUUCUGUUGA
Messenger RNA from Durusdinium trenchii, 2325 nucleotides. The record is from the annotation of a GenBank genome assembly. Lineage: Eukaryota; Dinophyceae; Suessiales; Symbiodiniaceae.